Molecule: messenger RNA, 2535 nt
Organism: Oncorhynchus mykiss (rainbow trout)
Lineage: Eukaryota; Metazoa; Chordata; Actinopteri; Salmoniformes; Salmonidae
Source: RefSeq, a predicted model, not a curated record
UCGGACUGAACAUUUUUUUUACAGUCAGAAGUUUGAGCUGUAAAAAUAUCAACUCGCUUUAACGUUGUCUGAUAGCUUAACUAACUUUGUCAACAUCGUUUUGCAAAUAUUUCAACAGCAGUAUUCAAGAAAACGUGUUGAUAACAGUAGUUUAUCUUUUCUAUACGUCUUGGAAGGCAAACUACCUGAAAAGCCACAAAUAGGAUUAAGGCAAUCCGACCGUGAUAGUUAGCUAGCUCGUUAGCAUCUUUGAAGGCGUCGCUUUUCUUUCUCUCUCUGUCCUCGUUAUCACAUUGUCUGUUUGUACCCGAUAUCAGGUUUAAGGAACUUUUCCACCAAUAAUCUAUUUUGUUAACAAACCGUAUUGCACGUUUCGCCGUUUUUUUUGUUGCAAAGGUCGGGUACAGUAGUGACAGUGAGUAGCCCAGCUAAGCUACUGUAGUUAUCAUGGAGAACCAUUGGAGUAAUCUUCAGUCCAGUGGACGAGACAAACAGCGAAAGAAGGGAUUCACCACAGGACAAGGUGGAUCGUCUGGAGGCGAGGAUGGAGAACGUAAACCAAAGUUUCAUUUACAGGUUAAAAACAUGAAGGAUGAUAUGAUGGACAGGUUCGCCAGUAUCCGUAUCCCAGGCAGUAAGAAAGAGCGUCCUCACCUCCCUCACGUCAAACACUCCUCCUCGUCUGAAUGGUCUUCCACCUCCGCUGAGUUUGAGGACCUGUCUUCCAAGAUCACCUCAGAACAGGAGAUACUGGGCCUCUUCGAGAAGAUGAUGGAGGAUAUGAACCUGAAUGAUGACAAGAAGGCUCCUCUGAGAGAGAAAGAUCUGACCACCAAGAGGGAGAUGGUUAUCCAGUACAUUGUUACUGCCUCCAAAACAGGCAGUGUGUGUAGCAGUCAUCAGAUUUCCCCUCAGGAGUUCCUGGGGGAGUUAAAGUCAGGGGUGACUGACGAACGCCUCAUGGCCUGUCUGGACUCUCUCCGUGUCUCCCUCACCAGCAACCCUGUCAGCUGGGUGCAGAGUUUUGGCCACGAGGGUCUGGGACUGCUGCUAGACAUUCUGGAGAAGCUGCUUCACAAUAAACACCAGGAUAAACCUGACAAGAAGAGCCAGCAUAAAGUCAUCCAGUGCCUCAAGGCCUUCAUGAACAACAAGUAUGGGUUGGAGCGUAUCCUGUCAGAGGAGAAGUGUCUGUCCCUGUUGGCCCGAGCUAUCGACCCCACCCAGCCCGCCAUGAUGACGGACGUGGUCAAGCUGCUGUCAGCCAUCUGCAUUGUGGGCGAGGAGAACACUUUAGAGAAGGUCCUUGAAGCCGUCACCACGGCGGGAGAACACAGGGCCACGGAGAGGUUCAGUCCAAUCGUAGAAGGACUCAGAGAUCGCUCCGUCCAAUUACAAGUGGCCUGCAUGCAGCUCAUCAAUGCUCUGGUGACGUCUCCAGACGAGCUGGACUUCAGGCUUCACAUCAGGAAUGAGUUUAUACGCUCUGGCCUCAGAGAGAUUUUACCGCAUCUGACAACGAUCAGGAACGAUGCCCUGGACAUUCAGCUCAAGGUGUUUGAGGAGCACAAGGAAGAGGAUCUGAUGGAGCUCAGUCACCGGCUGGAGGACAUCAAGAGUGAACUGGAUGAUGUGGGAGAUGUGUUCAACGUGGUUCAGAGUAUGGUGAAGGACACCGGAGCCGAGGUCUACUUCCUCUCCAUCCUACAACACCUAAUGCUCAUCCGGAACGACUACUUUGUCCGGCCCCAGUAUUUUAAGAUCAUAGAGGAGUGUUUAUCUCAGAUCGUUCUCCAUCACAGUGGGACCGACCCAGACUUCAGCUACCGAAAACGCCUUGACGUGGACUUCAGUGUCCUCCUGGACGUGUGUGUGGACAAGGCUCAGGUAGAAGAGUGUGAGCUGAGAGCUGCUGACUUGGCUCUGAAGUUUGACGAGGAGUACUUGGGUCGACAGGAGGCUCAGGCUCAGCUGCUGAAGAGUGAAGAGAAGAUCAAUGAAUUGCAGGCAGAGCUACUUGCCUUCAAGUCCCAGUUUGGAGCGGUCCCAGUGGCCCUCUCCUCCGCCCGUCCUUCCCAGGCUGGCUUCCCCUCCUCCUCCUUUCCUUCCCUCCCUCCGCCUCCUUCUGGUCCGGGAGGUCCCAUGCCUCCUCCCCCUCCUCCUCCCCCACUCCCAGGCUGCGGCCCACCUCCCCCACCAGGAGUGCCUCCCCCGUUCGGUUGUCCCCCUCCCCCUCCUCCUCCCCCGGGGUUCUGUGGGCUGGGCUCGCCUACCCACAACACCUUGCCUUUCGGACUCCGGCCCAAGAAGGAGUUCAAGCUUGAGACUUCCAUGAAGCGCCUCAACUGGUCCAAGAUCCGCCCCCAGGAGAUGUCCGAGAGCUGUUUCUGGGUGGUGGCUAACGAGGAUCGCUAUGACAACCCUGACCUGCUCAACAGACUGGCGCACACCUUUGGCUCAUACAGACCAGGUCAGGCUAACUACUGUUGUUAUCGUUUCUGUCUGUCUCUAUCUCUAUCACUAGGUGGAGGAUAA